This is a messenger RNA of Tarenaya hassleriana, 4183 nucleotides long. Its product is annotated as protein SUPPRESSOR OF npr1-1, CONSTITUTIVE 1-like. The record is from RefSeq and is a predicted model, not a curated record. The transcript is spliced from 5 exons. The coding region runs from base 920 to 3775 and encodes 951 amino acids. Lineage: Eukaryota; Viridiplantae; Streptophyta; Magnoliopsida; Brassicales; Cleomaceae. Gene Ontology annotation, molecular function: ADP binding. Gene Ontology annotation, biological process: signal transduction; defense response.
UAGUUUUACAAAUUUAGGGAAUAUUCAAUAAACUUUAAAAGUGUCCGUAGUAAACUAAAAAAGGCAGGAAUUUUGGGCCUUGAAGUAAUCCGUGGAUCCCUAGAUUGGGCUCAACUGAAAAAUAACUGCAGUUUAAGCCUUUUUCUUUGUUGCUUCAAUGAACCCUCUAGAAAAAGGCCCAUAAGCUUCCGCCUAAUCACCGGAUUGCCAUCUUCUUCUUCUUCUUCUUCUUCUUCCCAGAAUCAUUCGAUGAGGAACAGCGGCGGCGGCGCAGAAGCAGAAGCAGAAGACGUUGUUUCGGAGGGAAGAAUAGAAUGGUUUUACUUACUUACAAGUGACAGCGGCAAAAAAAGCCAUAGAUUCUGAUAAAGUUGCAGGAAAAACCUCAGAUAUCAUUCAAAGCUACCUAAUGAUCAAAUCCUUCAUGGUUUCCGGAGAGAGACCAGACAUGGAAAUUAAGAUGGAUCUUGAUCUUCGAAGUCAUCGUCUUGGUCGUCUCUGUCUCAGAGUAACUGGAGAUCUGUUACUUGUGACUGAAGGACAAAACAGAGGGUAGUUGCCUGCAGUACAAGGAAGAAGAAGAAUUUCUUAAGCUGCAAGAAAAUCAGUUGUGUUCUUUCUUCAUCUGUAUAUAAAUUAAUUUAUUUAUUUCUAUAAACAGUUCCUGCUGUUAUGGUCAAAGUCAACUCUGGUCCCUUUCUCGGCAGAAAAUGAAGACGUGUGGGCCUCUAUGCUUUUCUGCUUCCGGCGUACGUCAAUGGCGAUCAGAUACUCUCUUUCCAUGCUUUUUCCUAUUCUCGGUAAAAGAGAUACACCCAAAUCCCAAAAUCAGCCGACAAGUCUCACUACUGUCUAAGUAUUCACAUCCCGAAAUUGGAGGAUUCCCCUGAAAUCUCGCGAGAACCUUCUCUGAUCUUCAAUGGUGGUAGCUUUGUUCUGCUCAAUCUUCGCCUUCUUUGUAAUCGUAGCCGGACUUCGUCGUCUUCUUCGAUUUCGGCGGAGAUUUCCUCAGCCUCCUCCUCCAGUACCGACCUCAGCUCCUCCAUCGUCGUCGCCAUCGCGAUCUCUGUGGACUUACGACGUUUUUCUCAGCUUCAGAGGAGAAGACGUGCGGAAAGGUUUCCUCAGUCAUCUCUUCAAAGCUCUCACCGACGACGGGAUCCAUGUCUUCCGCGACGACAAGGAACUCCAGAGAGGGAAUUUCAUCGGGCCGGGACUAUUGGACGCGAUCGAGGAGUCGCGAUUCGCCAUUGUCGUGCUCUCGGAGAACUACGCCAACUCUCGGUGGUGCUUGGAAGAGCUCUCGCACAUCACCGAGUGCGCCGUGAAGAAACGCAUCGGAUUGAUUCCGGUUUUCUAUGGCAUUAACCCGUCUGAUGUGAAGAGGCAAAGCGGGAGCUUCGAGAGGGCCUUUGAGGAGCAUGAACAGAGAUUUGAUCUCGAGACGGUGGAGAGAUGGAGAAAAGCUUUCGCUCAAGUCGGGAAGAUUUCCGGAUGGGAUUCCAGAAACUGGAACGAGGAGUCAAAGCUUAUCGAGGAACUGGUUCAAGAUCUGUCGGAUAGAUUGUUCUUGCCGACAUCAAGCGAGACAGGGGAAUUAGUCGGAAUGAGCUCCCACAUGAGAAACAUAUAUCCUCUGCUAUGUUUCGACUCCGAUGAUGUCCGGAUGGUAGGAAUCUGGGGAAUGGGCGGCAUAGGUAAAACCACCAUUGCAAAGUUUCUUCAUAAACGCCUGAUGGGUAAGUUUCACGGAGCUUGUUUAUUAGAAAACGUGAAAGGAAAGUUUAAGCAACACGAUCCCUCGCAUUUACGGGAGAGGAUCUUGUCGGAGAUCUUUCGUAAGAAGGAUCUGAACACUUGGGAUGGGGAUUCCGACGCGAUGAAGCGAAGGCUUCAAGGCAAAAAGGUUCUUCUUGUGUUGGAUGAUGUCGAUAACAUAGAACAGAUACAAGAACUGGCCAAAAGCUCGGAGUGGUUCGGACAAGGAAGCAGAAUAAUUAUAACCACUAGGGACAAACGUGUUUUAGACCAGCAUGAUGUAGAACACAUAUAUGAAGUCAAUCCUCUGAGAACUACUCAGGCACUUCGGCUUUUCAGUAGGCACGCCUUUAAACAGCCACGCCCACUCGAAGAUUUUAGAGAGCUCUCGAUCGAUGUUGUCGAGAGACUUGGAGGAAUUCCAUUAGCUCUUCGAGUCGUCGGUGCGUCUUUAUAUCGUCGGGACAUAUCCUACUGGGAAGACAAAGUACUUGUCCUGAAAAACAAUCUCGAUAACUCUGUCUUGAGGACAUUGAGAGUAAGUUAUGACGCACUGGACAAGCAAGAAAAGAUGGUAUUUCUUUACGUUGCAUGUUGUUUCAAUGGGGAGUAUAUGGAUCGGGUUAGAAAAGUGCUAGACCUUUUCGUCGUGUCUUCUGGGCGCAGGCCGUUACCUUCGAGGCCGAGCAUCAUAACUCUGAUGGAGAAAUGUCUAAUUAGCUGUUCGAGCAGAAAGAGGCUGUGGGUUCACGGCUUGCUCCAAGACAUGGCCAAGGAUGUAAUCCGCGACGGAAAUGACGACAAACCAUGGAAACGCAAGAUGCUGUGGGAUUUCGACGAUAUCUACAGUGUAUUCUCCGGAAACAUGGUAGGGCACAAAUUUCUUGUACUCAUUCUUCUACUAGUGAAUCUUUGCAUAAGGCCUACGGUUUUCGAGAGAAUGCGCAAUCUCAAACUGCUUAAAUUUUACCAGAAUCACUCUGUCGGAAAGAGAAUGACUUCCAUGCCAGAUGGUCUCGACUAUCUCCCUAUGCUGAGAUAUCUUCACUGGGACGCUUACAGUCUGAAAUCGUUGCCUUCUCGCUUUUGUAUGAUCUAUCUGGUUGAGCUGAAUCUCUCCAACAGUUCAGUCGAAACACUCUGGAAUGGAUCUCAGGACCUUGAAAAUUUAAGGCGUAUGAAUCUCACCAACUGUAGGAGCCUCGCCGAAAUUCCAGACCUUUCGAAGGCGACGAAUCUCGAGAGCUUGAAGCUGUCCAACUGCGAAAGCUUGGCCGAGCUCCCGUAUUCUCUCGGGCAUCUCAAUAAGCUCGAGGAGCUGAAACUGAGAAACUGCAAGAACCUCAAGAAUCUGCCGGAUAACAUCAACCUGAAAUCCCUUAGGUUUCUCUACCUCGAUGGAUGCUCGGGUUUAAAAGAGUUUCCGUUCGUCUCCGAGAAUAUCGAGAAGUUGACUCUGAACGAGACUGCAAUCGAAGAAGUGCCGCCGUCGAUCGAGCGCCUCUCUCGCCUCUCAGAACUGCGGUUCACUGGAUGCAAGAGACUGAAGAAUCUCCCCGACACCAUUGCUAAUCUGGAGUCACUCGGACAUCUCGGGCUUGCGAACUGUCCGAACGUCGAGUCGUUUCCGCAGGUAGGAAGAAACAUAAGAUGGCUGUACCUGAACGGAACAGCCAUAGAGGAAGUGCCAUCGACGAUAGGGGAGAGAUCUGAGCUUAUUUACCUCAACAUGUCGGGUUGCGAAAGGCUUGAAAACCUUCCUCCCGCGUUGAGGAAGCUGACGCAGCUGAAGUAUCUGUACCUUCGCGGCUGCUCAAGAGUCACACAGGCUCCCGAGGUCGGGGGAACGGUGAAGGCGCUGGAUCUGCACGGGACAUCGAUAGAGAGAAACCGUCCGUGGGUUGGGACUGGAGAAGAGGAGGAACAUGAGAUGCCCCGUUGUGAAGUGCCUGUCAUAAGGCGGUUUUUCCUCCGGAAUGUGAGGGAACACAUCAAGAGGAAGAAAUCCAGCAGAUGAAAGAGUUGCCCCGCGCGCGGGCGAAUCAACGGACAAAACAGUCUCCAUAAAGCCCAUGGGCCUUUUUAAAUGGCCCUUUAAUUAUGACUUACCAAUCAAAUGGUACUGUUACUGGUACAGACAACUCAUUUCGGUUAAUAACCCAAUAACUGUUUAUAUAUGUACAUAUAAAAACCCAAUGUUCAUGAUUUUUUUUAUUACCCAAAAAACUGAAUUCGAACAGAAGGAAACCUUUUUUUUUUCUUCAGAAAAUAAGUAUUUUAUCAAUAGAAUCUAAAAAAAUACCCAUGAUUAUAAUUUUUUAAAAAUCCAAGAAUGGUCCUGUCUAAUAACUUAUGGAUCAAAUCCAAUAAAUUUAUCCACUCCACCGCGAAUCCGACAUUUACACUACAGUAUGGCAUUGCGAAA